UCUGUCAUGGGAAGUGGCUAUUACAGCAUGGUGGCAGCUGUGGUGCUGCUCAUGAAUUUGGAAAGGACACGAUCACUGCAGGAUUUCUGUGGUAACUGCCCUGCCGGUACUUUCUGUGGGAAAAACAAGAAUCAGACUUGCAUCCCCUGUCCUCCAAACAGUUUCUCCAGCAUAGGUGGACAAAGGACCUGUGAUAUAUGCAGGCAAUGUAAAGGUGUUUUCAGGACCAAGAAGGCAUGCACCCCCAUCAGCAACUCAGAGUGUGUCUGCAUCACAGGGUUUCACUGCCUGGGGGAAGGGUGCACCAUGUGUAGGAAAGACUGUACACAAGGUCAAGAAUUAACAAAAGAGGGUUGUAAAGACUGUUGUUUUGGGACAUUUAACGAUCAGAAAAAUGGCACCUGUCGACCCUGGACAGACUGUUCUUCGAAUGGAAAGUCUGUGCUUGUGAAUGGGACGAAGGAGAGGGACGUGGUCUGUGGACCGCCUUUGGCCGACUUCUCCCCAGGAACCUCCUCCACGACCACACCUGCCCCCACCAGAGAGCCAGGACAUGCUCCACAGGUCAUCACCAGCUUCCUCGCGCUGAUGUCGGUGGUCCUGCUGCUCCUGGUCUUGGUCCUUGUGCUCCGCAUCUCUGUUGUCAAACGAGGCAGAAAGAAACUCCUGUAUAUAGUCAAACAACCAUUUAUGAAACCAGUUCAAACGGCACAAGAAGAAGAUGGCUGUAGCUGCCGGUUUCCGGAAGAAGAAGAAGGAGGGUGUGACCCGUGAGAUGGAAACACCAAGGGCUGCCGGACUCUUGGAAAGAAGAGAAGGAGAAAUAGGAGCAAUUCCCCAUCACGUUUUCCAAAACCCAAAGCACCAGCCUCAAUAAUACCCAGCAUUCCCCCCGACAAGUGUUUUU
This is a messenger RNA of Otolemur garnettii (small-eared galago), 907 nucleotides long. It is a transcript of the gene TNFRSF9, whose product is annotated as TNF receptor superfamily member 9. Gene Ontology annotation, cellular component: external side of plasma membrane. Bases 7 to 774 code for a protein of 255 amino acids. The record is from RefSeq and is a predicted model, not a curated record. Gene Ontology annotation, molecular function: signaling receptor activity; cytokine binding. The transcript is spliced from 7 exons. NCBI's taxonomy places the organism in Eukaryota, Metazoa, Chordata, Mammalia, Primates, Galagidae. Gene Ontology annotation, biological process: negative regulation of cell population proliferation; apoptotic process.